UGUUCGGCCGGAUCGUGUUGGACAUAUCGAACAGUGUGUUGCCCCUGAGCAAAUUGAAUGGCACGCCCUCGAGCCUGGACGGCCUCUCGGAAGACAUGGAGUUCCAAGUGCGAUCCUUGGGCUGCGACCUCAUCCAAUUGGCCGGAAAACUGCUUCGUCUACCUCAGGUGGCCAUGGCGACAGGAUGCGUGCUCUUCCAUCGAUUCUACUACGCCAAAUCCCUGAUUCGGCUGGAAUUUGAUGUCACGGCCAUGGCGUGUUUAGGACUAGCCUGCAAGAUUGAAGAGUGCCCGCGGCGCACUCGCGACAUCAUCAGUGUAUUCACUCAUAUCCGACAAGUUCGGAGUGGAAAACCCAUCACACCCGUGGUGUUAGAUCAAAAUUACUCUGCGCUCAAGAGCAACAUCAUCCGAGCCGAGAGACGUGUUCUGAAGGAAUUGGGAUUUUGUGUCCAUGUCAAACAUCCCCACAAGAUUAUAGUGUCCUAUCUGAGGUGGCUAGAGGAGCAAGACAAUCUGGAAAUGCUCCAAAUGAGCUGGAAUUUCAUGAAUGACAGUCUGCGCACGGAUGUGUUUGUGCGAUAUCCCCCGGAGACGAUCGCCGUGGCUUGCAUCUAUCUGUCGGCGCGAAAGCUCAAGAUUCCCAUGCCCAAGGAUCCCACGUGGUUCGACGUCAUCGGAGUCGAGGAAGACGAUAUCAAGGAUUGCUGCUAUCGCAUGAUUUGUCUCUACAACAAGAAGAAGCCCAAUCAAGAUGAGCUGGAAGCCCACAUUGCUUCCUUGCGACACAAGUUAGACGAGAGUCGGCGGGCCGCUCGAGAGCAGCAAAGCAGUCGAGCCAGCAAGCAGGACACGCCUAACGUGUCGAGUCCCGCCUCGAGAACAAACUCGCCCUCUCGGCUGGCUGCAACCGUGACUACGGCUAGCAAAUUGACACUCACAACCACCACCACCACCUCGACGUUCUCCGGCAAGGCCUCGGGCAAGAGCUUAAGUUCCUCGCAAACCCUCACUGUGAUCUCAGCCAACGUGCCCGUUGUUCGCAACGCUGGCAACGGGAGUCAAUCUCGUGGGUCGCGCUCCAGAAGUCGAAGUAGGACCCCGUCGUCACGGAAACGUAAAAAGCAUCGCCGCCGGUCGGGUUCCACAGAUGGGCUUGAUCGGAAGAGGGGCGGGUCACGCCGUCGGACGCCCUCUCGAACGCCCAGUUUGUCGCCCAGUGUGAAAAGCUCGAGUCGGAAGAGCAAGAAGAGCCACCAUCGGGACAAAGGACGUCACCGAUCGAGAUCGCCUCGAGAUUCUCGCCACUAUCUCUCUUCAUCGGGAGUUCGCUCCGCCAACAACGGGUCAAGUGCUAGAGACUACGAUUAUCGAGGAAAAUCGAGCAAGCGAGAUCACGAUCAUCGGGACGAUUACCAUAACAAUCGAAGAUAAUAAAACAUAGCGAGAAUUUUGUAUGUAACGAGAUGUCGUCUCAUUUUCCACGCAAAUAAAAAAAAACCAACGUCGAAGAACGCCAAUGAACUGAAAUGGCCAAGAAGAAGGUUCUGCCCAACCAAAUGUGGCCGCGUGGCCCAACACCUUCCAGGCCACUUUCAGGAGCUAAAAAAUCCCCUAAUAUAGGGACCAAUUGUACUGUCGCAAUUGUUUCUUGUAUUUUUCAAUACAAAAGUUUGUGCAUAUAUGUGUAAUAAAUAAUGAACCCAACUCGA
Messenger RNA from Tigriopus californicus, 1711 nucleotides. Its product is annotated as cyclin-L1-like. Gene Ontology annotation, molecular function: cyclin-dependent protein serine/threonine kinase regulator activity. The record is from RefSeq and is a predicted model, not a curated record. Gene Ontology annotation, cellular component: nucleus. Gene Ontology annotation, biological process: regulation of transcription by RNA polymerase II. Lineage: Eukaryota; Metazoa; Arthropoda; Copepoda; Harpacticoida; Harpacticidae.